Molecule: messenger RNA, 919 nt
Organism: Notolabrus celidotus (New Zealand spotty)
Lineage: Eukaryota; Metazoa; Chordata; Actinopteri; Labriformes; Labridae
Product: protein gooseberry-like
Molecular function (GO): DNA binding
Source: RefSeq, a predicted model, not a curated record
AUGUGGAAGGACGUCAGCAAUGAUGAUGCCCGACCCUCCAGCAGCGGCUCCUCUCGCAGCGCUAGCCGCAGGAAAAGAACCAGCUUCUCUAAGGAGCAUGUAGAGCUGCUACGUGCUACUUUUGAGACUGACCCUUACCCUGGCAUUAGCCUCAGGGAGAACCUGUCCCAGACCACCGGCCUGCCAGAGUCUCGCAUACAGGUGUGGUUUCAGAACAGGAGAGCUCGCACCCUAAAGUGUAAAGGAGCAAAAACUCUUUGGCAGUCUGACAGCCCCGUCCACGAUGCUCUGCCACCCGCUCAUGUCCGCAGGGGCCCGCCUCAGGGACCCCCACCCGCCUACCCUGCCCAGGUCAAGGAGGAGAUGGAGGAACCCUGCUACUAUGGACAGUGUCCUCAAGCCUACUCCACCAUCGAGGAGCACGGACAUUAUAGUUCCAUGUAUGGGCUCCAACAGGGUCGACAGCUGGGGAGCAGCUCCAGCCCACCUCUGAGGGGUCUCUGGGAUCAGCCAGGCAGCCAAACCUCCCCUGUUCCCCCUCUGUGGUGCCACUCUCCUCUGGAGAUGAGAAACUACGGGUCAAACUACAUGUACCCUGGAUCAGCGGAGCAUCAGAUGUACAUUCCCGGUUCCAGCUCCCACUCCACACCUGACACGCCUGACUCUGGGUACUGGGAGGCCAGUCUGGAGAACAGCCCCCCACUGGAGGGUCAGUACACGCAGUUGGAUGAUUCAUGGAGCGGAGCGGCUUUGGAGAGCCGCAGGGAGUCAGGAUACCCACUGGUCCCACAUGCCCCCUUGCCCGAGCUGUCCCUGCAGGAGAUCCUGGGGGAGCUGAAUGAGGACUGGUUGGGAGGAGAGGGGCUGGAUAGUCGUUCUGCUGAGGAUAAAAUGUCUUUCUGCUGACUUUGUAGUAAGA